GCAACAUUAAGAAUUCGAUAUGCGCCAUUGAUUGUGCUGACGGCGUGCAAGAAGCCUGGGCUAGGCUCAGACUGGGAACCUGACAAUCAGGUCUGCAAUCACUCACAGUUGGAAGAAUUGAAGCACAGUCGCACAGUGGCUCCCAACUAGAUGGACGCGAUAUCCAGUGCAUGUCCAAAUGGGAUUCACCGGAUUCACCUGAUUCUGGUGCACGGCAUCAUCCACCAGAAAAGGCGACCAUGACUUGAGGCGACCAUGACCUGUAUUUCACCAGUGAAAUACCAAGGCGACCUCCCAAGGAUCAACUGGGUUCACAGAGAAGAUGCCGCUCUUGGAUGCUUCACAAGAGAUAUUUUGGUCAGGUUCAGGACGUCUUUGGACAGUGUCUGGCUUUGGGAAGGACGCUGCCUGGCCAGGUUCACCUGUUUGCAGGACAUGGCUCUGGAGACUGCCAGGCGCAGCCUGGAUACUGGUGCCCCGGAGGCUGCGCUGAGCGAAGCAAAGCAGGUGGCGGAUGCCGCACUUGCCAGCAACGACCUGCGAUUAGCUGCAGAGGCUAUCAGUCUUCAAUCCUUGGCGCUACUGAAGACGCAGCGCCUUGUGGAAGCCCGACAGCUGCUGCAGCAACAGCUGAGCGUGACCCGCACGGCAGGUCAUCAAGCGGCUGAGCUCAUUUUGCUCGCCGCCUCUUCCUCGGCGGCUCUCGCGCAGAAUGACCUCCCAACGGCCAAGAUGACGGCUGAGGAGGGUGUAGCACUGGUCAAAAGACUUGGCUCCUCUUUCGAGAAGAGCAACAGGAAGCUGCUGCUGCAGCUGCUCAUUGCCAAGGGCAAUGCGCAGCUCAUGGACCAGAACUUGCCGGAAGCCGCCAAGGCCGCGGUCGAGGCGCUGACUGUUGGGCGAGCUAGUCACGAUGAAGAGGGUCAGUGUGAAGCGCUUCACUUGAUUUGCCUGCUUCACUUGGUCUUCGGAAGGAGUGCCGCCCAAAAAGCUGUAGCGCAAGUCUUCCAUGAAGGAACUCCGCCCUUGUCAUCGCUGGAGUCCUCCAAUCAAGCAGCUGCCCUGCUCCGAAAGCUUGGAGACAAGGAGGGCGAGGCCAUCGCCCUGCUGAGCAUCGCCGAGUGCCGCCUGGAGGCGCCGAAUCGCCCAGAGGCGCUGGGCGCCGCCCAGCGCGCGCGGCAGCUGUUCCGAGAGGAGCGGCACCGGCGAGGGCGGCUGCAGGCGUUGGAACUCAUGGCGAGGGCCUGGCAGGAGACCUUGCCAGCCUUGGAGGCCACAGAGGAGGAGCUGGUUCUGUUCAAGGAAGAAGGUGAUGAGGCAGGGCAGGUGGACGCACUGCGGACCUUGGCAGAUUUCUAUACCUCAGCAAGGAUGUAUGGUGAGGCUCGAAGUGCCAUUCGCAAAGCUUUGGAGCUGCUGGCAGAUAAGGAUGCUGUGGAGAAGGAAGUGAAGAGCUUCAUGUUGCUCUCUCACAUCGAAGAGAUCACUGGACGAACAGACGAGGCAGUGAAGAUGGCGGAGAGAGCUUUGAGCCUCAGCAAACGAUCGGCUGAUGCACUCUCCCUCUCCCAAGCUCGACGAUUGGUGAGCCGCCUCUAUGUGCAAACUGGCAAGAGCCAAGAUGCUCCAAAUCGCCGGGAAGCACUCGAAAGCCUAAGAGACCUAACUGAGGCAGUGCGCAAGCGCGAUGACAAGUUGUUUCAAGCAACCAUGAGCACUUUGGAAGAGCUCUCUGGCUACACUGAGGCUGAUGUGAAAUCUGCAUUGGUCGUGGAAGACGAUCCAGACCAAGCAAGUCUCAUGCGCUUCCUCAAGCAGCAAGGGCAGAUGAAAUCCGCUGCACGUGGCAGCUCCACUGUGAUGGCGGCUUUGAGUCAUGCCCUUCUCUAUCUUUCCUUCCGUCUAGGUGGCCUUGGAUAUGGACCCAGAUUUCGCCGGUGCUAUGCCUACGGCGUGAAGGGUCAAGAUGAAGAUGACAUGACAGCAGUGGCAUACCUGCGACACCUCUCUUCGCAGGAAGAAUGGUCCAAGAACAUGGAGAUCCAACCUCCGAUGCUGGAUUCGAUGCAACACUCCUUGAAUGCCAUCUCGAUGACCUGAGAGCCAGCGUAGCACCGCUAGAGCCAGCGUAGCGCCGCUGCCAGCGUUUUGCGCGUCGCCCUCGUGCCAGCUGCGGCCCAUCUUCGG
Molecule: messenger RNA, 2187 nt
Organism: Durusdinium trenchii
Lineage: Eukaryota; Dinophyceae; Suessiales; Symbiodiniaceae
Source: the annotation of a GenBank genome assembly